UGAUGCGGCAGUGGCCGCAGCGAACCCGCGCCGCGGCCCCGCACAGCUCGCACCGGCGGGACCCCUCCACCGCUACCGCCACCGCCGCCGCGUUGUCACGGCAACCCUUCCGGGACGAUCUCCGCCGCAUCCGGCGGAAGGCGAGGCGGGGCUCGGUGCGGGGUGUUGGUGGGGGGUGGUGGGAGGGGAAAGCUUUUUCCGUUGCGGACUAAUGGCGGAGGCGGCGCCGUGCGGGAGCGCGGCCGAAGCGCGGGUGCGGGCGUGGGCUGCGGGGCACGCGGCGCGCGGGCGGCGCGUGGCGCUGGUGACGUCGGGCGGGACGCGCGUGGCGCUGGAGGCGCGCGCGGUGCGGUUCCUGGAGAACUUCAGCAGCGGCAGGCGCGGGGCGGGCUCCGCGGAGCGGCUGGUGGCGGCGGGGUACGCGGUGUGCUUCCUGCACCGCGCCCGCUCCGCCUUCCCCUGGGCGCGCAGCCUUCCGCAGCACGGAGCCGCGCUGCUCGACGCCUUCCGCCUCACCCCCGGCGACACCCCGGCAGUGGCCGCUGAUCCCGCGGCGCUCCCCGCGCUGCUGCCCGCACUGCGGGAUUACCACCGCGCCACCGAGGAAGGGGUGCUGCUGCCCAUCGAGUUCACCGCGCUCGAGGAGUACCUGGAGCUGCUGCGCGCCGCUGCUCGAGCGCUGGCGCCGUUCGGUUCCAGUGUCAUGUUCUACCUGGCAGCCGCUGUGUCCGAUUUCUACAUCCCGACCUCGGAGAUGCCUGAGCACAAGAUCCAGUCCUCGGAGGGACCCCUUCAGAUCACACUGAAGAUGGUGCCAAAAAUGCUGUCUCCUCUCGUCAAAGAAUGGGCCCCAGAGGCAUUUGUUAUCUCCUUUAAACUGGAGACGGAUCCCUUGAUCUUAAUCGAUAAAUCCAGGCAGGCUCUGGAGAAAUACCAUCACCAGGUGGUGGUAGCAAAUAUCCUGGAGUCCCGGAGAACCUCCGUUAUUAUCGUCACCAAAGACUCACAGACUCCGUUAUCUCUUUCCGAUGAGGAAAUAGCUCAAGGCAUGGAAAUAGAGGAGAAGAUAGUGAACUAUCUGCAGGGCCAGCACACCCUCUUUAUAGAGAAGAAGGUCUGAGGACCAGCUCUGAAUGAAACUGGAGAGAUUUUCUGUCCCAGGUAAAUGCUCAGCGGAACCUGAUGUGAAAAGCUGCCGUCCAGAACAGCAUCACUUCUCUGCACCGUGGUAAUGGUUAUUGUUGCUUGUUUUGAAAAAUCAAAAUACACUGAAGUGAAGCCGUGCCAGAGGAUGGUAUUCCUUCUGGUGUUUAAAGAAGGAAAGGAUAUGUUGCUUUAUUCCUGUUCUGUGGACUGGGAGAACUGGGAGGUGGAGAAAUGUUAUCUAUGUCUGUAUAUAAAAGAUUUUCUUGAAUCUG
Molecule: messenger RNA, 1418 nt
Organism: Strigops habroptila (Kakapo)
Lineage: Eukaryota; Metazoa; Chordata; Aves; Psittaciformes; Psittacidae
Gene: PPCS
Product: phosphopantothenoylcysteine synthetase
Exons: 3
Coding region: 212-1120 (302 amino acids)
Biological process (GO): coenzyme A biosynthetic process
Cellular component (GO): nucleus; cytoplasm
Molecular function (GO): phosphopantothenate--cysteine ligase activity
Source: RefSeq, a predicted model, not a curated record